This is a messenger RNA of Cucurbita pepo subsp. pepo (vegetable marrow), 273 nucleotides long. Lineage: Eukaryota; Viridiplantae; Streptophyta; Magnoliopsida; Cucurbitales; Cucurbitaceae. The record is from RefSeq and is a predicted model, not a curated record.
AAUGAUUCAAAAGCUGAGCCGAUUAUUGUAAAUGGGAAUUCAAUCCCCGAGACCAAGACUAUAUCAACAGAGAAUGGAAGCCUGCCUGAAUCUCAGGAUAAGGAUGUUCUUGUGGAAGGUCUUGGCUCUAUUGUUGUCUAUGAUCAGUGGAUUUCACCCCCUGUAUCUGGUCUUCGCCCAAAAGCACGAUAUGAGCAUGGAGCAGCAGUUAUUCAGGACAAGAUGUAUAUUUUUGGAGGAAACCACAAUGGUCGCUAUCUCAAUGAUCUUCAU